Molecule: messenger RNA, 1152 nt
Organism: Zonotrichia leucophrys gambelii
Lineage: Eukaryota; Metazoa; Chordata; Aves; Passeriformes; Passerellidae
Product: histone H3.3A
Exons: 4
Coding region: 169-579 (136 amino acids)
Cellular component (GO): nucleosome; nucleus
Molecular function (GO): structural constituent of chromatin; DNA binding; protein heterodimerization activity
Source: RefSeq, a predicted model, not a curated record
GCCACGCGCGCGCCCCCACUAUAAAGAGCGUGUCCCCGCGGCGGGGAGGGCGCAGUGAGCGGCGCGGCGGCUGAGGAGCGGCUCGGCAGCAGCACGGCGUAGAGGAUUCGGCGCGCAGCGCUACCGGCACCGGCGCUUCCUUCUCUUCCUACCGGUAAGUGAGGAAAAAUGGCCCGUACAAAGCAGACCGCCCGCAAGUCCACCGGGGGGAAGGCGCCGCGCAAGCAGCUGGCCACGAAGGCGGCCCGGAAAAGCGCCCCCUCUACCGGCGGCGUCAAGAAGCCUCACCGCUACAGGCCGGGAACCGUCGCGCUCCGUGAGAUCCGUCGUUAUCAGAAAUCCACGGAGCUGCUGAUCCGCAAGCUGCCCUUCCAGCGGCUGGUCAGGGAAAUCGCCCAAGAUUUCAAAACAGAUUUGAGGUUCCAGAGUGCGGCCAUCGGUGCUCUGCAGGAGGCCAGCGAGGCAUAUCUGGUGGGUCUGUUUGAAGACACAAACCUGUGUGCCAUCCAUGCCAAGAGAGUCACCAUCAUGCCCAAAGAUAUCCAGUUGGCUCGCAGGAUACGGGGAGAGAGGGCUUAAGUGAAGGCUGUUUUUAUGGUGUUUUGUAGUUAAUUCUGUAAAAUACUUUGGUUUUAAUUUGUGACUUUUUUUGUAAGAAAUUGUUUAUAAUAUGUUGCAUUUGUACUUAAGUCAUUCCAUCUUUCACUCAGGAUGAAUGCUAAAAGUGACUGUUCACAUAAACCUCAGUGAUGUUGAGCCUCGGGCUCGGGAGUGACAAGUUGCUAAUAUGCAGAAGGGAUGGGUGUUCUUUCUUGCUUCUCAUGCAUGUUUCUGUAUGUUAAUGACUUGUUGGGUAGAUAAACUUGUAAGGUACUAGAAUUGAUAUAAAUGUGUACAGGGUCCUUUUGCAAUAAAACUGGUUAUGACUUGAUCCAAGUGUUUAACAAUUGGGGCUGUUAGUCUGACCAUGCAUCACUGUGAUCAAAUGUGGACUUCCUUCAGAGGGUGAAACUUCAAGUCUUAACCACAGUGUAACUUACAGUUUCCUAAAAACGUAAACCUGGCAGCUAUAGAAUACACUAUGUGCAUUUAUAAUAGCUAUUUUAUAUAUUGUAGUGUCAACAUUUUUAAAUUAAAUGUUUUACAUUCACA